Haemorhous mexicanus (house finch) is the source of this 2873-nucleotide messenger RNA. RefSeq names its product spermatogenesis associated serine rich 2 like (gene SPATS2L). Lineage: Eukaryota; Metazoa; Chordata; Aves; Passeriformes; Fringillidae. The record is from RefSeq and is a predicted model, not a curated record. Gene Ontology annotation, cellular component: cytoplasm. The transcript has 13 exons. Bases 260 to 1924 code for a protein of 554 amino acids. Gene Ontology annotation, molecular function: protein binding.
GCGCGCUGAGCCGGCGGAGCGUUCGGUCCCGAGCCGCCGCCGGGGGCUCCGGCAGGGCUGCGAACGCUGCCGCCAGCGCUGCCACACCGCAAGGUAGCACGGAGCUCGCUGUGCCUCCGCUGCUGUCUCAGCGUGAAUCCACCCAUUUGGCGUUCUUUUUUAUCUCUGCCAAGGAGAUACAGUCUUUGGGAGAAGACAGAAAAAUAGGAACAGAAACUGGAGUAAUUUGCAGUGAGACACUACUCUCCUCUGAAUAAAGAUGGCAGAAAUCAAUUCUCAUGUAAAUAUCAAGGAAAAGAUCAAUGCAAUCCGAUCAAUUGUUCCCAACAAAAGCAAUAAUGAGAUAGUUCUGGUGUUGCAGCAAUUUGAUAACAAUGUGGACAAGGCUGUUCAAGCUUUCAUGGAUGGCAGCGCAACUCAGGUUCUAAAGGAGUGGAAUAUGACAGGGAAAAAGAAGAACAACAGGAGAAAAAGAAGCAAAUCUAAACAGCACCAAGGCACUAAAGAUCCUAAAAACAAGAAUAGUGGACCUGAGAAGGCAUCUCAAGAGCCUCAGCGAAUAAAUGACUGUCAUAUGAAUGGAUGCCCUAAGGACAACUCUGGCCGUGGUUCUGCCAAUCAGAAGCUGGAAUCCACUUCUCCUGAGAACAAAGGCUCCGGGUUUGCAGGGUCGGCACUGGACUGUCCAGAAAUCAAAGACAGAGAACGAGAACGCCAGAGGGUAUCUGUGGACUCAAACCCAAAGACUGUGAAUGGAGUAGAGCAGCCUGAGCCCCUUCAGUCAUCAGUUCAACUCCAGUGUAACCUAGGCAGGCCAAAGUCAAAAUCUUCCACAGUUAAGUCACCCAGUGUGUCAACCCAGCUUGAAACAAAGACAGAUGAUUCAGUCAAAAAAAGAGGGCCAAACAUUGAAAAGUCAGUAAAAGACUUGCAGCGUUGCACUGUUUCUCUAACCAGAUAUCGUGUGAUGAUCAAAGAGGAAGUGGAUAAUUCAGUGAAGAAGAUCAAAGCUGCUUUUGCAGAAUUACACAGCUGCAUCGUAGACAAAGAAGUGUCAUUAAUGGCAGAAAUUGAUAAAGUUAAAGAAGAAGCCAUGGAAAUCCUGACUGCUCGGCAGAAGAAAGCAGAGGAGCUCAAGAGACUGGCAGACCUAGCCAGUCAGAUGGCUGAAGCACAACUCUCUGAACUCAGGGCUGAAAUUAAGCACUUUGUGAGUGAGCGGAAAUACGAUGAAGAGCUGGGCAGAUCUGCCCGAUUUUCCUGUGAUACAGAGCAGCUGAAGACCCAGAUUCAGCUCUGUGGAGAAAUUUCUCACCCAAAGAACAACUAUUCCUCAAGAACACCAUGUAGUUUACUGCUGUCUUCAAUGACCUCACAUGCAACAGCUGGCAAGCAAAAUACGCACAACCGAAAGUCCUCUAGUAAUGCCAAGAACUCUGAUAAUAAAACAGCCAGCAGUAAAGUACAAAGUUAUCCUUCUUCCAAUCCUACAGAAUCUUCUUCUCAAGGAGUCACAACAAAUAAGCAGAAUGGGCCUUCUAGCCAGAGACGGAGAUUCAACCCACAGCACCAAAACAUGCGGCUCAAUGGAUCUCAUAAGUCACAAGGUGCCAGUAAUGAGGCAGAUCAAAAUAGCAAGAGUGGUUCCAGGCCUGAACACAGAAGACAGCAGCAUAACAGCUUUCGAUCUAAAAAUAAAGGAGCUGUGAAAAAUCAGGAGCAGUCUACAACUGCAAGGAGCACAGAGAAUCCGGCGCAUUCGGAGAAGUCCCGACGGAAGCACCACACCCCGGACACCGCGGAGCACAGGCCCUUCCAAGGCAGCGUUGGCAGGGUGUCACAAUGCAAUUUAUGUCCUGCAAGGAUGGAGGUCUCUGCUGAUGCCACUGUUCUUUCAGUGCCAGCUGUGACUUUGGUGGCUUAAAACGUCACAGUGAUGGCAGGCAGAGAAAUUCAAUCUCUUCAUUUUAGUUUGUUGCUCGAAAAGCUUGUUGGUGAAGAAAAUAAGUCAGAACAUAGUCUUUUAAAUCUUUUGCUGCUUAAAACUUGUUGGUAUCUUUAUUACUACUAAUUAUCAAAAUUAAAUCAUACUUUCAAGGCUUUCCCCAAUAUGUUUGCAUUUAUUUUGUCACGACUGUACGGAAUCUUACCAAAGCAGCAUUUACUUCUUAGAAAAAUGAAACCUAGAUUGGAAAGAUAAAUUGGUAAUUAAAUUCAUAAUAGCAAAAACCUGUUGUAGAUAUGUGGUUAUACGAGUCAAUCUUAUUAUUUCAUAGAACAGCCUGUGUUAGAAGGAUCCCAGGAAGUCUGUAUGCUAUGGUCUGCAAUGAAGUCAAAUAAUCUUGUAGAAUUUUUCAGCAAAUCUCUAUACACUUCUUUCUUUCUGUGCGUGUAUACAUGUACAUGCAUGCACACUGUAUACACAGAAAGUAUUGUUCUAUUCAAGAAGAGUUGAAAAAGCAGUUCAUUUGAUUUUAGCUUAUUAUUCCAUAAUCUGAGAUCUUUAAAUUCAAGUAUAAAUUGUAUUAAAUGUAUUACAUAUUGGUAUUUUUCAUGGACAAACUAUUUUUAUGAGGCUGAGAAAAUACGCUCAUCUAAGUUUGGAAUGUAUAUAGUAAUGGCUAUUCAGAUGCACAGCCCUGUUCUCCAUCCUUAUCAGCCACUUUUCUAUGACUAGUUGGAUUUAUUUUUUGCAUAUGAAAAGUUGCAGGUCUUCUAGACUUGAAUUCAAAUUAUUUUUCUAUAUUUUUGCUGUAGGAACCAUCUGUCCAUAACAAGAGCUAUGACUAAUAAAUUACUUAGUCUUUAUGUUCUGAUUCUGUAUUUCAGAAAACCUGUUUCUUCCAAAUAAUUAAAAUCUUCUUUCUAAAAUA